This is a messenger RNA of Caenorhabditis briggsae, 396 nucleotides long. The transcript has a single exon. The record is from RefSeq and is a predicted model, not a curated record. NCBI's taxonomy places the organism in Eukaryota, Metazoa, Nematoda, Chromadorea, Rhabditida, Rhabditidae. Bases 1 to 396 code for a protein of 131 amino acids.
AUGCAAAAAUAUGAUGGAAGAGUUAAGAGAAAGCUAGUCCCUCACAACUCGGCCAUCCGGAACGGAUCCGUUCGUGAAUGGGCAUGGGAGCUGUUUCUCGACCUCCAGCUGCAUCCGUAUCCGGUCCGUUCGCGAACUCCGUAUCCUGUCCGAUUGCGAAUGUUGAAAAAACGGAUCCGUUCGCGAACUCAGAUUCGCGAAACUGCCCGUAACGGACCCGUUACGGAUAGAAAACCUAGUGGACACCGAAACGGAUCCGUUCGCAUUUUUACCUGUGUCGAAUCCGUCCAAGUCUAUGAGACGUUCGAUAAUUCAUUUCCAACUGGACCGCAUACUGCCACCACAAGAAAUACACAUUAUCUGCUCGCAAUAUCAUCGAUGAUGGCGAUUUUCUAA